Molecule: messenger RNA, 2838 nt
Organism: Puccinia graminis f. sp. tritici CRL 75-36-700-3
Lineage: Eukaryota; Fungi; Basidiomycota; Pucciniomycetes; Pucciniales; Pucciniaceae
Exons: 3
Coding region: 1086-2570 (494 amino acids)
Source: RefSeq, a predicted model, not a curated record
ACCAAACACCUGCGGUGGAUCUCGUUGGCUCCUUGUCUUCUGCUUGUUCUAUGUAUCCCCCUCAUACAUACACAUCAGACUCCCAUAAAUACCUGUCGCUUUGGGUCUGAUUUACAUCCGUCUAUCCCACUCCCCGGCUCGCUUACCGUCCUCUUGCCCCUUUUCGAUGCGACAGUCUUCGUACUGCGACUCCGCUUUACACCUCCUGCAACCUCGCUGACACUGAUGUAUCUCCCUUUCGUACGCCAGAUCGUCCCACGAACAUUGGUCUAAGCUUGCGGAGCUUCUCCCUUCCCUCUGAAGCACGGAUAACUGGCUCUGUCUAUAAAACGCAAACUCCUUCAUCCCGAGGCCUUUCUGGUUAAGCGGUAGCCACCCGAGGAUUUCUUGGUUUUGCCCUUGGUCCUACUUGUACAGCACUCGCACUGGUUCUUGACAACCAGCACGGAAACAGUAGCACCCCACAACCACACAUUCCUUAAAGUUUUUCGUCUCCCCUCCGACGCCUUACCAUAAAAACUAUCCCCAAACGACCGAUGGAUGAUGAUUGUGUCAUCACCAACUUACACAAAUUAUCCCUAGCUGCUAUGUACCACUUCAGUCAGGCCGGCAUCGCUCAGGAUUUCUGAGCUCGAGCUCCUCUUCCUUGUCAUUGGUUCGAACACCUAUCACUUUGAUUAACUUAUAUAUACAACCCCUUGAGCCCUUGAGAGGGUCAACAUUGGCGCAAUCCUUCGGGCUGGCUCCUGCUGGCUAUCUACAAACACUGAUUGGUCGGACUCGAACCUUGGCGUUCGCUGCUUAUUACUGUUUGCUCGUGAUAAUCCCGCACAUCCGAAGACAUACAGACAUUAUUAUUGACACAUAUCUCCACGAGAACAGUUGUUGGGCUCACGGUUGAACUCUGGAGCUUACAAAAUCCCAUAUAGUAGUAGCCAGACUGCACUACCCACCGUAGCAAUCCUCAGUUACAAAAAUCCCUACGGAUUAGAAGAAUCUAGCUAGCUGGUUUUUUUUUUCUUCUUCCAUUUCUUCUACUGCGAUACCAAGGCAUUCGCAGCUUCCAAGCAAAAGAACAUCAUAGGAUGUCAUAUGGCCGACCAUCACCUCGCCCAGGCGAGCUAUACAACCGAUACGGACCUCCCAGGCCACCACCACCACCAAUGGGCAACGCCUAUGGCUACUCGAGAAGUGAGGCAGGUGGGACCAGGCCGGGCCGACCACCUCAACGAUACCCAGCGGCUGAGCCCUACUACGGGGGUGCAAGUUCACGCCCACCUCAGCGUGCAGCUGACUACGCUGGCUCAUCCUAUCAGGAUUAUGGACCACCACCACGACCAUCUGGAAGACGGUAUAAUAACCAGGCCUCUCGAGGCCGGCACGAUCUAGAAUCGGAUUAUCAUUCAUCCUUCUCAAGGCCUAGCGCCAUGACUGACGACAGAACUUCCGGUUUUCGAAAGGCCCCAGUCUCCGCCACUCGACGUCCUAGUGAUGCUCGAGACAAUUAUCAGCAGCAGUACUCAGGCUACAGCGACGGGCCAUCCAGACGUGGCAACCGUCCGAUCUCACCAGAAGAUUACUAUUCCGACGGAGAGGCGGCCGAUGGAGCCCAGCCUCAUCCUCAUGGCUCCACAGAGCCGGCCGAAGGUUCUUGGAGCUGGAACAAUCUCAAAAAGACUGUCUGGGGUAAUUCGACGACAGAUGCUAGUCAACCUAGAGAAAUGUCCCCACCUCCACCAAAAGAUCUAGCUCCUGGUGAUCAUCGCCAUCAAGAAAAUCAAAACACCAUCUGGGCCAAGCUUGCCACCGUUGGUGCUACGUUCCAAAAGAAACUGAAUAAUGAUGAAGGUUACGCAAGCGAUGCCUCGGAUUAUGAAGGAGAAAGUCAUCUGAUCAGGAUUAUGAAGAAACAUCACAUAGAGAAUGCCGAAUCGAUGUACGAUUUACCGGACUGGCUGUUCAGCCCAGCCGAGCUGAGGGAAGCGCAAUCUCGACUGAAGGAUUCGCAGUACACGAACCACUCGAGCCAGCGAGCGGAGGAGCGGUACGAGAGUCAAGGGGAGCCCGUGCCCCAGCGGACGGGCGGCCGGGGAGGGCUGGACGACAUCUUUGCGGCAGUCGACGAGGGUCGGGGCGGGCAUGCCCGCCACGAUUCCGGGUCGACCAAGCACUCGCAGGACUCGGGAUACGCGAGCGCCGAGCCGCCCCGACGGCGGCGCGGACGGUAUGAGGAGCAAGCCGAGUAUGCCCCUGCUAAGGCCCCGCCGGGCAGGAACCGUCUCGAGCAGCAGAUGGCCUAUAAUCGUCAACCGUCCUCCCAAGCCGCCCAGCGCGCUUACAAUCCCUCUCACUAUGACGACCGGCCCCGUCAGUAUCUCGACCCACGCAGGUACGAGGGAUCAGCUAGAAAACCUGCUCCGGCUCCUCAAAGAGUCGUCGCUCCACCAACAACGGUCGAUUACUUUCCCCCCUCCGGCCAAAACGAAAGAUAUCCUACCCCUUCUUCUAGUAAGGCUAAAUCCCCCUCAUAUGCCUCCUCGUCUAACACCGCAAGACGGUAUGUUAGAUAGCUAUCAUAUACUUUUAAUCCCCUCUUCUGUGCUUUUUUUGUUCUUUGGCGAGACGGUGCUUGAAACAUCUUCCCCCCCUGUUGACUCCUCAUCUGCGUUUUUUUUUCUCUGCGGUUUUUUCUUUCUUGUGAUGAGGAUCUUUGUUUUUCUUUGCUUGUUCAUGUUUUAUUUUUGUUUAAUUUUUUUUUUUUUUUUACUCUGUUGUGUAGAAGAAAACAAGAAAUGAUGAUGAACAAGAAGAGAGAAGUCAUGAAUACACUUUUUUUUU